This is a messenger RNA of Radiomyces spectabilis, 1832 nucleotides long. RefSeq lists its product as uncharacterized. The transcript has a single exon. Gene Ontology annotation, biological process: SCF-dependent proteasomal ubiquitin-dependent protein catabolic process. Gene Ontology annotation, molecular function: protein binding. Gene Ontology annotation, cellular component: SCF ubiquitin ligase complex. The record is from RefSeq and is a predicted model, not a curated record. Lineage: Eukaryota; Fungi; Mucoromycota; Mucoromycetes; Mucorales; Radiomycetaceae. Bases 36 to 1556 code for a protein of 506 amino acids.
CUUUUUCUCGUUCUUAUCUCUUUCUGUCUGGCGCAAUGAAAACCAUAGUUGCGACUCUUCACCAUUUGCUCUUUUCGUUUAUGACCACAACCCUGCACGGGUGGCAGUCGUUCUAUGGUUCCAUCUGUCAUACAGUUCAAUUAAUGAUGUUCAAUGCAUUAUCGUCGUUUUUCAGGCAACCACCAGCAAAACCAACGUUCACCUCGUCUAGAAUAAACGAAUCAAUCGUGUUGCCGAGGAGACACCACCGUUAUGUUGAUAAACAUGUCAAUCACCGUCGUCGUGGAAACCACUCGUAUAUUCAAACCGUGCCCAAUGAAAUCCUCAUCAUGAUAUUUGAAUUCCUGGCCGUCCACGACAAGGCAACGUUAACGAGCGGAGCGCAGGUGUGUAGCCGAUGGUACACACUGAUCAUGCCCAUUUUGUGGCGUACAGUGAUAAUCAAGCACUCGAGACAACGUUGUGGUUACCUGGGUCAUGUGAAAUGCCUAAAAAGGGUAUUUACGAACCAUGUACGGAAGAACGGUUCAUUCAUCCGAUCGCUUGUAUUGGCUCACGCUGGCCCUUUUGUGUCAGAUGGCUUGAUCACCCAAGUGGCGAUCCACUGCCCCAACUUGACCGUUCUAAAUUUGGCCCAAUCCUGGCUUAUCACUGACGAAGUCCUGCAGGUUCUCAGCCAAUCUCCAUGCGCUCCCAAGUUACGGAUCCUCAAUCUUGCUCGUUGCUACAAUAUUACGGAUGAAGGAUUAACGGCCCUUUCAAAAACCUGCACAUCUCUGGAGACAUUGAUGCUCAACGGAUGCUUUAACGUGACCGAUACGGGCGUUAUCCGUUUGGUGCACGCGUCCAGUCAGACCCUGCGUCGUUUGCAACUCAAUGGAUGUAACCGUAUUACUGGUAAAACGGUACACGAAAUCGCUGUUGCAUGUCACCUGCACCUCCAAUGGUUGGACCUGGCUCGGAUCAAAUCCAUCCAACAUUCCGAUAUAGAAACUCUCGUACAUCACUGUCCAAAUAUUACGCACCUCAACAUCGCCAAGCAUACACCCGUUUUGGUUCGUCGCCUGCGCGAAGCAUUUUCAGCCCAGUCGUCCUCGGCCGACCAUCGACAUUCACGAAGGCACACUGUCUCGUUUCUCAGCGCCAUGCAAUUGACAAGCGAUUAUCACACGUACUCUGAGUUGCUGGAAAGGCUGCAAUCGGACUACGCAAAGACCGAUGUUUCUAAAGAGACGAUCACCGUCAUUAGUCAACAUUUACCUAAACUGGAAUACCUGGACGUGUCCAACUGGAUUUUCCUUUCAGAUUCCAGUCUCCUCCAGCUAUUGCGUAAUGUUCGUACUCUGCGUUACCUCAACCUUAUUGGAUGCCAUUGUAGUCAGCGUCUGAUCAAUCAUCUUUCGCACCUUUCCAAGAAAACCAUGCGCCUUUCAUGUGUCACCGUAGGCAACAUGAAUUUGUUGGUCGGGAAAAAGAACGAGAUCCGUCGAGGUUGGGACAACAGCAUUACGCACGGCGCAUCAGAAACAGUCGUACUGGGAUCAUUGGAGCGUUAAUAAACUUUACCCCACCUUGUUCCUUUCUCGUGGCUUUGUGUGUAGGUAGUCAACCUCUGCAGUGUCUGACACCUUCUUGUAUUUCAACUUUUUUAUACGCGCAUUUGUUCAAUAACCAACGUUGUAUAUUUUUUUUUGUGUACGUAAUAAUAACUUAAAGGAAAAGCUGAACCUAUGACUUAAAAUAAACGGCAGUAAAGAUAACAAAGCAUCCGGCCUUUCAAAUAAAUCUUGCGACGAUACAUGUGGUUUUGUGCCUGUAAUUCGAGUAUUUGC